AUGGAGAUUGAAAAACAAUCGGAACCUGAUAGCACAACAUUAGAAAAAUAUGUCAGACAACAAUUUAGAAAAGAUGAAGAUGUGCUUUGUUUGAAUAGUAAAGAUGGUUGUUUUUAUUUAGAAUUUUUGGACAAUACAAAAAUGUGGUCUUCCUUUAAAGAUCUUAAAAGUUUCGCACCGCAGGAACCUGAAAUUUGUUAUGUGUGUAAGGAGGCACAAGUUAAAGAUGAGAAUAAUAUAAUUGUAUGUAAAUGUGAGAGAGAAUGCCAACAGGAGAGUCAUGAGGUUAAUUCCAGUACUGAAUAUUAUGGAAGAGGUCUAGUCAAAAGAUCAACUCCAUUUCCGGUUUCGGAACAAGCAAACAAUUUAGAUACGAGGUUUCGUUCGCACGCGGUACGCAAAGCAAGACGACUGUUAAAUAAAAAUCUUAAAAGGAAGAAGAAGACUGCUGCUGCUGCUGCUGCUGACACAUCCGUCCUUCAAUCAAGGGUUAACGUGGAAUCAUCCACGGAAGAAAAGAAAAAUGAUGAUAAAAUUAGUCAUAAAAAUUUUCCACAAACGUUUGAAGGAUUCAUACAAUUGAGAAAGAGAAGAAUGAAAAUUCACGCGAAACAAAAUAAUUUAGAAAUAAGAAAACGACCUCAGAGAAAUUUAUUAGAAGCCAGACUGAAUUCAACGGAGAGUAAAUUAUACAAUCCGUUCACGCCGGUCGAUAAUUCGGAAGCGAAAAGAAAUCGAAACGCGGUUCAAGAAAAUAAAAGAUCGGAAAUUAGUUCCUUUAAAAAAUCCAAAUCAAAACAAGCCAAAUCAUGUGAACAGAAACACAAAAACGUGAAGCCAAAACUCGUGCAGAAAACAAUAUACGAUUCAUUUAAUUUAAGAAGUGCCGAAAAACAAAAAUACGAAAUGAGCAUGGCUUUACUACCCAAGUGCAAAGUGAAAGAAAGUGAUCAGACUAGUGGAGAUAGUAAAAGUAAUAGCGUCAAAUCCGGUCGUGGAAGAAGGUCCGUAAGAUCGGAGAGUUUGGACAGAACCCCUGUGGAAUCGGAUUUGAUUGACAGUAGCGAUGACGAAGCAUCAUCGAGAGGAACAUUAGAGCCGUUUAUACCCACGCCAAAGGAUUUCGAAGGGCAAAAUAAUCCUUUUAGAAGCGUCAACGAUUUGAUAAGUUUUCAUCCAUCGACAACCGUCCCAUCGGUCAAUCCUCCGAUCACGUUACCAUUACCAUUAAAGACUGUGAUUUGUCAUAACGAUCGUCCCAGACUGAAAAAAAGACAGCUUAGCGAAGAAGAUAUUAUAAUAGAUAGAAACGGUUUAGUUAAAAGACGUCGAAGGCAUAGAAAGAAUCAUAUGACGACGACGACGACGAGUGGGGGUAGCACGGCUUCUAAAUCAGCACAGAUAGGACCCGGGGGUGGUGGUAAAAGCAGUAGAAAGCAUUGGACGGUUCGAAGCGAAAAGAAAACUCUUCAACCAUUAAUUAACAAUAGUAGAAAUUUCGCAUUGAACGGUCGUCAAUUAAGAGCGAGAGAUUCAUUGAAAAUGGAUAAAUCGAUUCCUUCGUCUCAGACUUCGCCCAUCAGACAGUCACCGACAAAAGAUGGAAGUGGGGGCGGGGGCGGCGUCAAUGGCGGCGGCGGACCUCUCACAGAAGAUUUAGAAUCAUCCGUGAAAUAUUUUUUCGGUGCUGCGAGUAGAAUAUUAAGCGGGGAAAAAUACGAAAUCCGAGCUAAACGCGUUACUUUCGAUGGUAGGUUGCAAUGCAUUAUAGAUUGGAAAGGGCUACCAACAUAA
This is a messenger RNA of Pediculus humanus corporis (human body louse), 1794 nucleotides long. RefSeq lists its product as uncharacterized. The record is from RefSeq and is a predicted model, not a curated record. The coding region runs from base 1 to 1794 and encodes 597 amino acids. The transcript has 3 exons. NCBI's taxonomy places the organism in Eukaryota, Metazoa, Arthropoda, Insecta, Psocodea, Pediculidae.